This is a messenger RNA of Ooceraea biroi (clonal raider ant), 1239 nucleotides long. RefSeq lists its product as uncharacterized. The record is from RefSeq and is a predicted model, not a curated record. Lineage: Eukaryota; Metazoa; Arthropoda; Insecta; Hymenoptera; Formicidae.
ACUGUACGCAAAUGAAGGCUUCUCAGUCAGCAUCGUUGAGAACAUGAGUUCUUUAAGUUGUCAUUCUAAGAGACAUCUUUGAAACGAGCUCUUUAUGUUGUCUAUUUGUAGAGAUGUCUAAUAAGAGAACUCGCAAUGUUAUCCUUAGAAAGAAAUAUAAAAGAUGUCAUGGAAACGAGAUCAUAAUGUGUUCUCAGUAUAGUCGAUAACCUCGGUCAUUCCGAAGGGGACAGUCGUCAGGUGCACAACGAUUGUCCCGAGUUUCUUUUUUCAAUUUGUUAUUUAACUUGUUAUUUCGUAUUUCAUUCACUUUUGCAAUUGGCCGUAUCGAACCUGAAAGGGAUCGGGUGCCAUUAAACACUACGAAGAAGAAGAAGAAGAUAACCUCGGUAUAUUAGCUAGAUUUGAUAACCUGCAAAACUGUUAUUGUUAUUGUCAGAAUGUCUUUCCGCAAAGAUUUUAAAAGCCUGUCAGCAAGUCAAAAAAACAGAAGACUCCGUAAAGUUUGUGAGUUGCAUAAUUGCAUGCAACUCAAAGUGAAAAUAUUGAAGUUGCUCAAAGUGAAGUUGCUCAAAGUGAAAAUAUUAAAAAUAACCUAUGUGCAAGCACAUCCACAAACACAAAUCAGAAUCGGCAAGAAAAAUAUAAUGUGUGUUCCAAUGUUAUUGAUUCUGAUAUGGAAUCAUCAGAGUCGGAUAGUGAUAAUGGAGAAAAUUGUGAUGAACAGUCAUCGCUAUAAAGGAUACAAAUAUUUCAUCACAUGCUAUUCAGACUGUGAUAAAAAGUUGGUUGCAACACGCUGAUGACAGAAUAAAUCAAGCUGCAAAACGGCAUGAGAAAGAAAAAUAACAUGUUCUAAAACUUAUUAUGAACGUUUAAAAAAUAUUUUCAUAGUUCUCUAUUGCAGUAAAUACUAUAAUAUGUUUGUAAUGUAAAUUGCAAAAGUUUUCGUUUCAGAAAAAGCAAAAGGUUUCAUUUUUCUCAUAUUACAAUAUACUCAAUUGUUUUUCGUAUAGAGAACUAAACCUUUAUAUUCAGACUGUGAGAACAUAGUGCAAAAAAGAAACCAAAUAACUUUUUGAUUCUAAACUGUUUUUAUAUUUUAAUGUUAUUGCGCUAUAUAUGAUACAUUCUUUUUAUACACAAUGUUAAUACGUACAUUAGAAACAUAGGUUUCUUUCAGAUAUAUUGCAUAAGUGUUUUUUAUUUUUAAGAAAAAAUAAAUAAUUAUACGUUAUA